GACUAAAUUAAAAACAAAUUCCUGAGUUCAAACAUUAAAGAACACAAACGAGUACUUUUGUGUUCGUGCCAUUGUGUUUUCUCUUUUGGUUAUCAUCUAAGAUCCCGUGAGGAAGCAUCGUCUCAAACCCAGUCGAGAAACGACAAACGAUAAAGAGAGAAAGCUUGAGAAGAUGUUGGAAGGAAAAGCAAUGGUGGAAGAUUCAGACAUGCCAGUGAAGAUGCAGGUUCAAGCCAUGGCUUUGGCUUCUCAAGCUCUUGAUCUCUUUGAUGUCGUUGACUGUAAAUCCAUUGCUGGCCACAUCAAGAAGGAGUUUGAUAAGAGAUAUGGGAGUGGAUGGCAAUGUGUGGUGGGAUCAAAUUUUGGAUGUUUCUUCACACAUUCUAAAGGGACUUUCAUCUAUUUUCAAUUGGAGACACUUAAGUUCCUAAUUUUCAAAGGCGCUUCUACUCCUUAAUAAAACAAAUCCUGAGCCAAUGUCAUAUAUUUUUCUAUGAAAGAAAAGCUUUAAGAGCCUAUCAAGAUCUUUUCUCUUCUGUUGCUCUUUAUAGCUUUGUUUGAAUCCAGGUCUGUAAAUAGACCCAAGAUGGGAAAUUGAUUUUAAUGAAGUUGCGGAGAAUUUUGUUUC
Messenger RNA from Brassica oleracea var. oleracea, 628 nucleotides. RefSeq names its product dynein light chain LC6, flagellar outer arm-like. The coding region runs from base 173 to 457 and encodes 94 amino acids. The transcript has 3 exons. Gene Ontology annotation, molecular function: dynein light intermediate chain binding; dynein intermediate chain binding. Gene Ontology annotation, cellular component: dynein complex. Lineage: Eukaryota; Viridiplantae; Streptophyta; Magnoliopsida; Brassicales; Brassicaceae. Gene Ontology annotation, biological process: microtubule-based process. The record is from RefSeq and is a predicted model, not a curated record.